Molecule: messenger RNA, 1457 nt
Organism: Haliaeetus leucocephalus (bald eagle)
Lineage: Eukaryota; Metazoa; Chordata; Aves; Accipitriformes; Accipitridae
Gene: ATG12
Product: autophagy related 12
Exons: 4
Coding region: 7-441 (144 amino acids)
Biological process (GO): C-terminal protein lipidation; autophagy of mitochondrion; nucleophagy
Cellular component (GO): cytoplasm; phagophore assembly site membrane; Atg12-Atg5-Atg16 complex
Source: RefSeq, a predicted model, not a curated record
CCAGCAAUGGCGGAAACGGAGGAGCAGCCGCCUGCCUCGCCUCAGAUCAAGGGCCGAAGCGAGGGCGGGGAGGAAGCCCCGGAAGCCGGAGCUGCAGCUGCAGCGGGGGCUGUUGACCCGGUCCCGCCUCCGGCCGGCUCCCCGGGCACCGAGGACCCCGCCGGCGACACGAAAAAGAAAAUUGACAUCCUGCUGAGGGCCGUGGCUGACACCCCCAUCAUGAAGACCAAGAAGUGGGCCGUGGAGCGGACCCGGACCAUCCAGAGCCUUGCUGACUUCAUCAAGAAGUUCCUCAAGCUGAUGGCCUCCGAGCAGCUGUUCAUAUAUGUAAACCAGUCUUUUGCUCCAUCUCCAGACCAAGAAGUUGGGACCCUCUAUGAGUGUUUUGGAAGUGAUGGCAAGCUUGUACUGCAUUAUUGCAAAACUCAGGCAUGGGGAUGAAUGACAAGCAAUACAGUUGUUUUCAAAAAUGGAAAAGGGACUAACUUCUUGAACUCAACUUGUAACCACACAGGAAGAAGGAUUUUUGCAUUUCUGCUUAUGAUUGUACACUUAUAAAAAUUAUGCAGGUGAACAGCAUAAAAGAAGAGCUGCCUAGGCUAUCUGAUCAUGUAGCUUUUUUCUGAAGUACAGGAGAAAAUCUGCACCUGCCAUCUGUAGAGUAGAGUGAGCUCUCUUGUUGCUGAGUUCUCAGUUGCUGUAUCUGAAGGGAAAUUAUUUCAUAGUUGUCUGGAGGACUAACAGGACAGGUCUGUCGCUCUGUGUGCUGUACUGAAGAUAAAAGUUCCUUUUUAUUAAAAGGGAUGUUUAUGUACAUGUAGCCUGGUAUUCAGUUUACUGCUGACACGCUGUACAUCUGUUAUGUACAUUCUAUUCUUUGUGAAGUCUUCAACUUGAAUAUGCAUUAUUAUCUUAUGUCAUUUCAAGACAAUAUUUUGAUUUUUUUUCUCAUAAUGAAUAUGUAGUAUUGGUAUAUAAUCUAAUUAAUUCACCCUGUGCCUUCGUUGUGAUGGUAGCAUAAGUACCUCAUUUAUAUGGCACAGCAUAAUGAUAGGCCUCAAAUACUUUCCUCUUUCCCAAAUUGUGUAGUGAUUUGUUGAAGACUGAACACUUCAGCAGUUGCCAGGGUGGUUUUUUUCUGGCACUGUUUAAUGACUAGCAUCAUUAGUUGAAUGAUGCAACUAGCUGUUGGAUCUUCAGUUAAUGAAGAAAUAGACAUGAGGUGCUAAAAACCUACUCUAUAUAUUCUCCUGGCUGCUGUUAUUUUCCUAUUUGACCAGCUGCAUGUUCCAUCAACAAAAUAGAAUGCACUUGAUAUCCUUUUGCUAAGUCGUAACAUAAUGAGGAUUUAUUUUUUUUUCAUCCUGGAGAGGACUUGGUACCCUGACUAGGAUACUGACCUUUGCUUUUAUUUAUUGGAGGGGAGGGUGUAGGGGGGGUUGUGGGUUUAUCUUAAA